Molecule: messenger RNA, 2307 nt
Organism: Carya illinoinensis
Lineage: Eukaryota; Viridiplantae; Streptophyta; Magnoliopsida; Fagales; Juglandaceae
Product: pectin acetylesterase 8-like
Exons: 13
Coding region: 1133-2074 (313 amino acids)
Biological process (GO): cell wall organization
Cellular component (GO): plant-type cell wall
Molecular function (GO): pectin acetylesterase activity
Source: RefSeq, a predicted model, not a curated record
CCCGACACAACGCCCGCUCAAUCUUUUUGGGUGUUUCGUUCGUGGGAAUGAGUGUCGGUUCUCUGGUCUCUCUGUUCCAGUCCAGCGCUCAAAACUGUAGCGUUUUUGUUUUCGAACACUUGUUUCGCGUCGGUGUUUUUAUUUUUAAAUUUGCAAUAUAUAAAACCGCUGCCAUGGAGAGCAUUUUCUUUCUGGGAGAGCAGUGUCCUGAACUGGGUUCCAUUCACAUUCUUCCCAAACUAGCUGGUUCGGAAUCCCUUCCAUUUUUUCUAGUUCAGCUGGGAAAAGGUGAGAAAACUCUCUUCGCUUAUAGACCUUGCAGAGCUUCUGUUCUUCGGAUCAAGUUUCCCAACUUUGAGGGUAAUAUUUUGUUACCACACCACGACGUAACUCGCCUCUAGAAAGUAUAAAAUUCGAUAAGCUUUAUAUAACACGUUUUAUCUAUGUGUAUUUAACAAUAUAGAAGGUUAGAUUUUGUCGGUUGAGGCUAAAUUGUAGUUCUUUUGUUAUGUUCGAUGCAGUUGGGUUUUGGUUGUGUCAGCUAACUCAAUUGAGUUUAUUGGACCACACCUUAUUUCAUUUUUGAAGAGUGAAGGAUUGAUCCAUCAUCUGUGGAUAACACGUUAUAAAUUCAAGGAUAUUCCUAGCAAAAGAUAUAAGAAGAUGGAUGGUUGAGAAAUCUUUGUUAUUUCAGAGGAGAUAACUCCACAUUAUGAUUCUAUGUCUAUGUAGAAAUCUUUAUUUUUUGUCUUUUGAUUUGAUACGCGCAGAAUGGCCUUUGCAAGAUUAGUCCAAUGGUUAAAUCUUCUAGCAUGUGCAUUGCUAUUGCUCAAAACAGAAGGCUUUAAUGUAGGAAUUACUUAUGUCCAGACUGCGGUAGCAAAAGGAGCUGGUGAAAAAUUUCUUCUGAAAUAAACUGAUUAAAAUUAAUCCUUUGUUAUUGUCCUUUCAAAUCUUCGUUUUUUAUGGUCCGGAAUCGGGUCUGUUCUGCAGUUUGUUUGGAUGGAAGUCCACCAGCUUACCACUGGGAUAAGGGAUUUGGUGCAGGAAUGAAUAAUUGGGAGGUGGAUGGUGCAACAAUAUAACCACUUGUCUUUCUCGUAAGAACACUCGUCUGGGUUCAUCUAAGCAAAUGGCCAAGGAAAUUGCUUUCUCUGGCAUUAUGAGUAAAUAUCGAAUGUUUAAUCCUGACUUUUACAAUUGGAACAGAAUCAAGGUUAGGUACUGCGAUGGGUCAUCAUUUACUGGUGAUGUGGUAGCAGUCAAUCCAGCCACUAAUCUGCACUUCAGAGGAGCAAGGGUUUGGCUUGCUGUCAUUGAGGAUCUGUUAUCAAAAGGAAUGAAAAGUGCCAAAAAUGCUAUUCUCUCUGGUUGUUCAGCUGGUGGAUUGACUUCUAUUUUGCAUUGUGAUAGCUUCAGAGCUCUCCUACCUAUAGGUGCAAAAGUUAAAUGCCUGUCGGAUGCUGGUUACUUUAUUAACACGAAGGAUGUUUCGGGAGCACAACACAUUGAAGCGUUCUUUAGUGAAAUGGUUGCAACACAUGGUUCAUCCAAGCAUUUGCCUUCAUCAUGCACUUCAAAACUGAGAGCAGGGUUUGUAAGUGCAUCUAUUAUGUGUUUCUUUCCCCAAUACAUGGCGCAGCAAAUCCGGACGCCAAUAUUUUUGGUAAAUGCAGCCUACGAUUCAUGGCAGAUAAAAAACAUUUUGGCACCUGGUGUUUCUGAUCCUCACGGCUACUGGCAUAGCUGCAAACUUAAUAUAAAGAACUGCUCGCCUAGCCAGAUCACAGCCAUGCAAGCUUUUAGGCGGCAGUUUUUAAAAGCAUUGAGUGCUUUAGGCCCCUCUUCAUCCAGAGGAUUAUUCAUAGAGUCUUGUUUCGCCCACUGCCAAACAGAAACGCAGGAGACAUGGUUCAGCAGCGAUUCUCCAUUGCUGAGUAGAACAACAAUUGCAAGGGCAGUUGGAAACUGGUUUUAUGACCGAAGUCCCUUUCAAAAGAUAGACUGUCCUUACCCUUGCAACCCCACUUGCCACAACCGUGUUUUCGAUACAAAGGAACACCCAGAUUUAUAGAUGCAUUAUGCCAAGAUAAAUCAUUUUUUAUUUUUAUGAAUUUUAGUUAUCAGCAGCAUGAGAGAGUAUAUAUAUAUAUAUAUAUAUAAUUAGAUCUAAUGAUUGAUCAAGUCUUCUGAAUAAGCAAAAGGCUCCACUUCACUAAACUUGUGUGCAGGGUGCCUUCCAUCAUUGUUUAUGUAAUCGAUUAUUACUCAAUAAAAUUAAUGCACCAACUGUUGAUGGUUUGAGGA